Messenger RNA from Psammomys obesus (fat sand rat), 2562 nucleotides. It is a transcript of the gene Avil, whose product is annotated as advillin. Gene Ontology annotation, biological process: actin filament severing; actin polymerization or depolymerization; barbed-end actin filament capping. Gene Ontology annotation, cellular component: cytoplasm; actin cytoskeleton. The transcript has 19 exons. The coding region runs from base 1 to 2460 and encodes 819 amino acids. Lineage: Eukaryota; Metazoa; Chordata; Mammalia; Rodentia; Muridae. The record is from RefSeq and is a predicted model, not a curated record. Gene Ontology annotation, molecular function: phosphatidylinositol-4,5-bisphosphate binding; actin filament binding.
AUGUCCCUGAGCAGUGCCUUCAGGGCUGUGGGCAAUGAUCCUGGGAUCAUCACCUGGAGAAUUGAGAAAAUGGAGCUGGCGCCGGUGCCCCUGAGUGCUCACGGCAACUUCUAUGAGGGAGACUGCUACAUCAUCCUCUCGACCCGGCGAGUGGGCAGUCGCCUCUCCCAGAACAUCCACUUUUGGAUUGGGAAGGACUCCUCCCAGGAUGAGCAGAGCUGUGCGGCCAUCUAUACCACACAGCUAGACGACUACCUGGGAGGAAGCCCUGUGCAGCACCGCGAGGUCCAGUACCACGAGUCCGACACUUUCCGGGGCUACUUCAAGCAGGGCAUCAUUUAUAAAAAGGGGGGUGUGGCCUCUGGCAUGACGCACGUGGAGACCAACUCCUAUGAUGUGAAGCGGCUGCUGCAUGUAAAGGGGAAGAGAAGCAUCAGGGCUGCUGAGGUGGAAGUGAGCUGGGACAGUUUUAAUCGAGGUGACGUCUUCUUGCUGGACCUUGGGAUGGUCAUUAUCCAGUGGAAUGGCCCAGAGAGCAACAGCGGAGAACGCCUCAAGGCUAUGCUUCUCGCAAAGGACAUCCGGGACAGGGAGCGAGGGGGCCGUGCCAAAAUCGGGGUGAUUGAGGGAGACAAAGAGGCAGCCAGCCCAGAGCUGAUGACAGUCCUCCAGGACACCCUCGGCCGACGCUCCGUUAUCAAGCCUUCGGUCCCUGAUGAGGCCAUGGAUCAGCAGCAGAAAUCAAAUAUCAUGUUGUAUCACGUCUCCGAUGCAGCUGGGCAGCUGUCAGUCACAGAGGUGGCAACAAGGCCUCUGGUCCAGGACCUACUGAAGCACGAGGACUGUUACAUCCUGGACCAUAGUGGAGCCAAGAUCUACAUGUGGAAAGGCAAAGGAGCCACGAAGGUUGAGAAACAGGCGGCCAUGUCCAAAGCCCUGGAUUUCAUCAAGAUGAAGGGUUAUCCCAGCAGCACCAACGUGGAGACAGUCAAUGAUGGUGCUGAGUCGGCCAUGUUCAAACAGUUGUUCCAGAAAUGGUCGGUGAAGGAUCAGAACGCAGGCCUAGGGAAACCGUUCAGCACUGGUAAAAUCGCUAAAAUUUCCCAGGACAAGUUUGACGUGACUCUGCUACACACCCAGCCAGAAGUGGCUGCUCAGGAAAGGAUGGUGGAUGAUGGCAAUGGGAAAGUUGAGGUCUGGAGGAUUGAGAACCUGGAGCUGGUCCCCGUGGAGCGUCAGUGGUAUGGCUUCUUCUACGGAGGAGACUGCUAUCUGGUUCUGUACACCUACCAUGUGAACAGAAAGCCCCAUUACAUCUUGUACAUCUGGCAGGGCCGCCACGCUUCCCAGGAUGAGCUGGCAGCCUCGGCCCACCUGGCGGUGGAGGUGGAUCAGCAAUUUGAUGGGGCUCCCGUGCAGGUCCGGGUGAGCAUGGGGAAGGAGCCACGCCACUUCAUGGCCAUCUUCAAAGGGAAGUUGGUCAUCUACGAGGGCGGGACUUCCAGGAAGGGGAAAGUGGAGCCUGCCCCUCCAGUGAGACUCUUCCAGAUCCAAGGGAACCACAAAUCUAAUACCAAAGCACUGGAAGUCUCCGCCUUCGCCUCCUCACUCAACUCCAAUGAUGUCUUCCUGGUGGGGACGCAGGCGGAGCACUACCUGUGGUACGGCAAGGGAUCUAGUGGGGAUGAGCGGGCGAUGGCUAAGGAGCUGGUUGAGCUUCUCUGUGAUGGCGAUGCUGACACUGUGGCUGAGGGCCAGGAGCCGCCUGAAUUCUGGGACCUUCUGGGAGGAAAAACACCCUAUGCUAAUAACAAAAGGCUACAGCAAGAAAUCCUGGACAUCCAAGUCCGGCUCUUUGAGUGUUCCAAUAAGACUGGCCGGUUCUCUGUGACUGAGGUCACGGACUUCACCCAGGACGACCUGAACCCAGGGGACGUGAUGCUCCUGGACACCUGGGACCAGGUGUUCCUGUGGAUAGGCGCUGAGGCCAACGCCACAGAGAAGGAGGGGGCUCUCUCAGCUGCCCAGGAGUACCUGGUAACACACCCCAGUGGCCGAGAUCCUGAUACACCGAUCCUGAUCAUCAAACAGGGCUUCGAGCCUCCCACCUUCACAGGCUGGUUCCUGGCAUGGGACCCUCACAUCUGGAGUGCAGGAAAAUCAUACGAGCAGUUAAAGAAAGAGCUGGGAGAUGCUGCCGCCAUCUUGCGAAUCACUGCUGACAUGAAGAAUGCCACCCUCUUCAUGAAUUCUAAUGAAAGUGAUCCAAAGUAUUACCCCAUAGAAGUCCUGCUGAAGAGCCAGAGCCAGGAGCUGCCCGAGGACGUGAACCCUGCCAAAAAGGAGAAUUACCUCUCAGAACAAGACUUCGUAUCUGUGUUUGGCAUCACCAGAGGGCAAUUUACUGCUCUGCCUGGCUGGAAACAGCUCCAGCUGAAGAAAGAAAAGGGCUUUUUCUAAAGCAAGGACUCUGUCAGAUGGCAGGACAGCAAAGCACAGUGCCAACAUCAGCAAAGAAGACCCCUGCCGUCUGAACCCGACAUUUGGCUACUUUAGACAACA